Molecule: messenger RNA, 4038 nt
Organism: Stereum hirsutum FP-91666 SS1
Lineage: Eukaryota; Fungi; Basidiomycota; Agaricomycetes; Russulales; Stereaceae
Exons: 17
Coding region: 1-4038 (1345 amino acids)
Source: RefSeq, a predicted model, not a curated record
AUGUCUCAGUCGAAAAACAAAAAUCCUACAGGCAGCAAGAAGCCUCCUUCUGGCUUCAAGCGGUUUGUGAAUCGAUUCCGACCAUCAAGUCGAUCCUCGUCGCCCAAUCCUGGUCCCACGGUGGAUCCAGAGGCCCGACCUUCAACGUCGGGCAGUGUCGCUGGAGGCGAGUCAGAUGCUCAGGUUCUCAACUGGACUCUCUCGUCCGACGACUUAGGUGCUUGCCCCCAUGCCGACUGUAAGGACAUCUGUUUCGGAUUCUGGCCGCUUCAAGACCCGACCAACAUUGGGCUUGCCAUGAAUCCCGCCACGUUGCCCAUGGCAAAGUGCAUGUUCUGUCCGCACGUCGCGAUCUUCCACAAGAAAAAAGCGGCACCAAAUCGUCCAUCCGCGUCCGACUUUGCCCCGCAAGCGAAUACUGCUCCGCAGUUCCCGAAGACCGCUGGUCCUACGCCCACUCAAAGCACUCUCUUCGGUUCUCGUCCCCCGGUUUAUACCCCGCCAGCAUACUCUUCAACGGCUUCUACGUCUACGGCCCCUGCCUCCUCUGCCUUCGGCUUUGAUCCGAACGUCUUCAAAACGCAUACCAGUGUCCGAACGGAUCGCGUCGACCAGGCUCAGGACGCUGCUCCUCAUCCAGCUCCUACCAAUCCUCGGCCUACUUCCAUACCCUCCUACGCUGCUCGUGCCGCCGGUCGCUCCGAGGAUAUCGGCAACAACACCAUGGCUCAGAAAGAAGGCAAACCUCAGAGUAAGCUUCAGAAUCACUUUCAUCCGAGUACCGACAAUGCUACCGAAGCCAGUACUAACGGUCGUAAACGCCCCAAGGGUUCCCGCAAGUCGAAGAAGUCGUUGGGCGGUCAAGAUGUCAGCGGUGCGAAAUCCUUGUCCUCGAAGGCUGGAGAUACGGUCGAGUUCACCAUCGCCCUCCUUCCCAACACGGCCGCCGUGCACGGAGGUUACUGUCGUCUUCCGAAAGCUGACGGCCUCGUCCGGCUAGACAGUCUCGAACUCGUCAAGACCGUCAAGAUCUUCUCCGAUGACUCUGCCGAAAAUAUAUCCGAAAAAAUCACCACCCUCUUCCGCCAUGUCCCCGAACUCUGUGAAUCCGCCGACGCUUGCGACGAGGCCCAUUCCACUCACCCAAACGACCCUAACCUCCCCUUUGCGGCUUGGGUUCCUCUUUUCCCUCGCAAGAUCAAGCGCGGUGUUGCACCCCUUCUGAAACCCUACCCUCAAACUCGUCAACUCGAUCUGAGUCAACUUCGACGACUUGCUGCCGCAAGCGCCGUUCGAAACGCAAAAACCGCCUUCAAGAACCUUGUUCUCAUCGCCCUUCCUCAAGGCCGGGGAGAUAUCGCGGACGCCUUAGGUAGUGAUGAUGACUCGGAGGAUGAGACGGACGACGACGACGACGACGACGAUGAGGAUGGGGAUGAGGAAGAGUGUGAGGAAGAGGAUGCGUCCGUAUUGCCGUCUGACACUGGAGGGGUCGAGGAUCCUGUCGGCGAGGGGAGCAACAAGGGGGAAGAGUCGAAUGGUGACCUUACUGACAUCAUGCCUCCGCCAAAGCGCCCUCGUACGGACAAGGGCCCGUCAACGUCCGACACCGCGACAGAAUCACCCUCAAUGUCUGCUAAUUCCAACACGCCCGCCUCUGCUUCAGGGCCUUCCACUACCGUACUGGCCUGGCAACAGUCCUGGGCGCUAUACCUCCUUGGGAAUGUUGUAGAACCUCGACCUCGUAAUUCUGGCAUGUGGCCUUCCAUCCCUCACGCAAUGUAUGGUCCUGCUCUGGCUUCGAUGAAAGCUAUGAAGGCGGCCCACUCCGUCUAUUAUGGCGAAACCACAGCUAGCACAUCGCUCGACGAAUUGAUUUUUUGGAACAGCUUUAUCGUUCCGUUCAUCGACUCGAUCGACUUCCUCAAGACGCUUGCUGCUGAACUACCGACAUUCUCCUCCGACGAGGUUACCGCUGCAACUACCAAGUUCGGCCCUCAUGGUCUACACGAGAUUGCGGAAGGUCUUUCCUACGUCUAUACCUUCCUCCCGACAGUUACCUUCCCCUCUCAUGACGUCUGGAAGCAAUAUCGCACAACACUGGGCGAAAUCUCCAAAUCAAUUUAUGGUCUUGUCCGCAACUUUUACCGCUGUCCCACAAGCCCCUCACCCGACGUGUAUUCGAUUCCCGCCAUUCGUCUGUUUGCUAGAGCGGUUGCCCAGUGUGACAAGAAGCGUGAGCUCCAGAUUGCAUCCGAGUACGAUUGGCGCAAGCUUCAUGUUGUGUUCCUCCUCGAUUCGUCAAAGCCGGAGGAAGUAGCGCAGGCCUUAGCAGAAGACUUUGGGUCUUCCGAUGACCGGUACACCAUGACCUCCGAAAACUUCUUCAUCGGAGUAUGGGGGAUGUCUCGCCUCUUGACGGAGGUGAUCUUCAAACGCCUCUUCGAUCUUCCACCCACCUUUCAAGGCAGUCAUGACGCUAUGCGCUCCGUACUGGCGAAGUUCUGUGAGGAGGCCACUGGGAAGCUCAAUCUAAUGAGCAAGUCGCAUGGCAAGAAGACUCAGGGAUCUUCAAAGUUCAUGAACGCCCACACAACAGACGGAGCCGAGCAGCCUUCCUCUGCUUCUGCGUCCGACCGCCAGACUCGUUACAACACGAGGCAGACGUUCCAAGCAACUCCGCUCUCAAACGAGACCUCUGGCCCGAAGAAAAAGUCCCGGAAGGCGAAGAAGUCAGCUCCUGUGUUUACUGGUGAAGGCACGGCGAGGGAUCCUCUGUUCCUCGCUUCGGACGAUGAUGAGCGCCCUCACGAACAACCUGGUACCGGGAAGACCUCUCAAACCGGUAACGAUGAUGUUCCUCUUCCUUCGCGUUCGGAACUAGAGGAUAUGGGGAACGAGGAUGAGCUGGAUGACAUCCUGAGUCGUGAGCCACCUCCUUUUCCAGAAGGCGAGUUAACGGGCCAGAAGGUCUUCGAGUGGGUGGCCUCAAUGACUAAUUUCUUUGAAACAGUGGACAUGGGUAAACAUAAGAUACCAAGCAGCUCUUCGUCCUCGCCUUUGCCCAAACGUAGUCAAAUGGAACGUAUUCAGAGCUUGUUGGAGAGGAUGAAGAAGAACCUUUCCCCGGAACACCGUCGUGCUUUUGACUCUAUUCCCAUACCUUCGAGAAAUCCCACUUCUAACCACACCACGUCCGAUGCUCCCCCUCCUCCAUCCUCUACAGCUCCGCCUACGUCAUCACAGCGGAAGCCCAAACCUCGUCCCAUACCAGUCAGACCCUCUGCUCAGUCUUCAUCUGCGUCAAGCUCAGCUUCCACUGGUCAGAAACGCACUCGUGAUCAGUCCGAGGAGGUGUUCGACGACGGAAACCAUUCACCGCCGGCAAAGGCAUCCAAGACGUCCCAAUCAACUUCUGCGACAUCUCACACCGCUUCGUCAACGUCUGGUCCUCCUGAUCCAGCGUCAACACCCUCCUCUGCGCCACCUCCGCCCAAUCAACCCAGCUCUUCAGCAUCAUCUACCUCCAACCUUUCGGCUUCGUCCGCUUCAACACCACCAUCUUCGAUACCCUCACAGUCCAGGCCCUAUUCAUUUACUUUCACGCCUUCAUCUUCUACGCCGUCCUCUUCUACGCCGUCCUCCUCCAUACCUUCCUCUUUCAUCCCGUCGUCUUCUAUACCAUCAUCUUCUGCUUCCUCAACCUCCACAGCAUCUCCUAAUUUUCCCAUAUUUCCCUCUUCCACUCUUCUUACGACUUACACCACUCGGGUCACAUCGGCCAUGGAUCGCUUGAGCCCUCGAUCGAAGAACCGGAUGAGGUGGCCGCAAUUGGUCAGGACCUUGCUCAACGAUUUGCCACACUUUGAUGUGACGAAUCACUUGGAUUCUGUUGUAAUUCAACGACAGACCUACCACCAGCAGCGCAAAGCAUUCCUACUGGUUUAUCACCCGGACAAGAAUCAUCAAUACGGUGUCGCCUGGACCAACCUAUGCGAGGAAAUCACCAAGAUCAUCAACAUUUGUCCGAGAUUUUGA